Etheostoma spectabile (orangethroat darter) is the source of this 2849-nucleotide messenger RNA. It is a transcript of the gene icam5, whose product is annotated as intercellular adhesion molecule 5. The transcript is spliced from 10 exons. The coding region runs from base 174 to 2570 and encodes 798 amino acids. Gene Ontology annotation, biological process: cell-cell adhesion. Gene Ontology annotation, molecular function: integrin binding. Lineage: Eukaryota; Metazoa; Chordata; Actinopteri; Perciformes; Percidae. The record is from RefSeq and is a predicted model, not a curated record. Gene Ontology annotation, cellular component: membrane.
UCUUUUUAUUGUUCUAAACUCGUGUAACCAUCAGCAACAGGUCCUUCCCAUCAGGGCCAGCUCUGAGCCAGAUUUAAUCUUAUCCAGGUACUGAAGCUGGGCAUUAACGGGUCCUUUCUGAAACACACCUCACCUCUGCCAUCCACCUUCUUCCUCCCGCAUGCUCAUCCAGCAUGCUGCCUCUCAGGAUGUUGGGCUUCCUCAUGCUCAUGCUUUCCCUGUGUGAUGCAGACAAUUUAUGCCCCACUGACCUCAACCCUCUCACCCUGGAUCCCCCUGAGGUUAUAUAUGGAUAUGAAGAGUCAGUGGUGGUUAACUGCAUCAGCACAGAGGACAAUCAUGCGGGGAUGUACUGGACUGUUGGAAACACAGACCAUCCAGUGGAAUAUGACAAUAGUUCUAUCCAAGUGUCACUGUCAAACUGGAAUGUAAAGGCAGAGUGCAAAAUAAAUCUAACUGGCACUUAUGAAUGCAGCAAAGACCUUAAAAUCACUGUAUACAAGAAUCCAGAAAUGGUCCGUGUUUUUUCUGCACGGUCUGUACCUAUCGAGGAAGAGACACCAUUUGAACUGCAGUGUGAUAUCAAAAAUGUUGCUCCUGUUCAAAACCUCACUGUGAGGUGGUACAAAAACAAUCAAGCCAUCAGGGAAGACUCGUUCCCCAACCCAACCAAAACACCAGUAAAUGAGUCUUCUACUUUUGUAGUCAACAUCCGCAGAGAAGAAAACGGAGCUAAGUUCAGAUGUGAGGCUCAGCUGGACUUUGGGCCACAUGGACCACAACCUGUUACUUCUGACACAUACAUUGUAGCCUUGCACUAUGCUCCUGAGCUCAAGAGCAAAACGGAAGAUGUCUAUGUGGAUGAGGCAGACAUUGUCACCCUGAACUGUGACGCUGAGGGGCACCCUCCUCCCCACUUUCAUUGGACAUGUGAUGGGUUAAAUAUCUUGGAGAACACAAAUAAUCUCAGCAUCACAGUAAUCACCAGCACAGCCUGCAACUGCACAGCUACCAACUAUCUGGGAAGAAUAAAUAGACAAAUCCAUGUUCAUGUGAUACCUAAAGGUUGUCCCAUAGUAGUGACGCCUGCUGAAAUGGUGGUGAGAUUUGGAGAUCCAGCUUCAGUUAACUGCAGCACAGAUGCAGAUGUUCAACAAAUAGGCUGGGAGGCACCAGUUGGAGCCACGUCAAGUUCAGAUCCUGCUGUCACCUGGAAAGUUGAAAAACUGGAAGACUGGCAGAUAACACCUUUGUGUUUCAUUAACCUAAAAAAUAAUAACCAGUGUUCUAAGAAGCUAACCAUUACUCUUUAUAAGACUCCAGACAUUGUGUCAGUCUCUGCGUUGGAUGAUGGGCCGAUGGUGGAGGGCACAGAGUACCACUUGAAUUGUGACAUCAUCAAUGUGGCUCCUGUGCAGAAGCUCAAAGUGACGUGGUACCGCGGCAAUGAAACUGUGCACACAGACGUGUUUAACGAGACCAGUAAGGUCCCAGUAGAUGUGUCCUCUACCUUAAGAGUCACUCCGGUGGGAGAUCACAACGGAGCACCUUUCAUAUGCAAGGCUGAGCUACAGCUUGGACAAAAUGGACCAGAGACGGACACUACUGUAACUUCAUCUCCUUACAUGGCUGUUGUGCACUAUAAACCAGUGCUGAAAGCUUGUCCAGGCCAUUACGGUGGUGUGGAGCAUGAGUUUAGUAUGGACAAGUUGCCCUGUCUAGCUGAUGGGAACCCUCCACCCAUUGUGAUGUGGUACUUUGAUGGAGACCUGAUCAAUGCGUCUGAGCCCCUCAACAGGACUCAAUCAGGGAACUACACAGCCGAAAUUUACAAUAGCCUUGGCAGGAGCACCACCUCUAUCGUUAUCACAGUCGAAUAUGGCCCUUUAUUUUCGUGUAAACAUCACUACAAGGUUAAAGAGAAUGAGAAUGGUAGGAUCCUGUGUGAACCAGAGGGAAUUCCUAAACCUACCAUCACCUGGAAUAAAGAUGGACAUGAGAUUGAUUCUUUACAGCGCUGGACAAAGCACGAUAGUGGCAAUUACUCACUCUUUGCAACCAACAAACAUGGAACAGCCAAUCACGUUCUACAUCUUGAAGUUUUGUAUGUCCCCGUGUUCAAGGAGGGAACGUACAAGAAGGAGGUGAACCUGGGUGAAAAUGUGAUUAUUGACUGCAGUGCUGAGGGCAACCCUGUCCCUGAGAUCCUUUGGACCUCCAGCCCUGCAGUAAAUAUGAAAAACAUCACCUGGGGGCGCCAGAAGCUCAUCCACAUCACAGGAGCCACGUCAACCCAUGCUGGUGUUUACAGCUGUGAUGCCAUCAAUGAAGUUGGGAGAGUGACAAAAUCUGUGACGCUGACGAUAAAAGAUAAAACCAAGGAAGUCUCAUCAACAUCCAAAUGGUGGCUAGUUGUAUUCAUCGCCAUCCUCAUCCUCAUCCUCCUCAUCUUCAUCCUGAUCUGGGUCCACAAGCAAUGCAAAAAACAUGGACAAUAUAGUUUUGUCCCUGACAAAACCAACGAGGGUUCAGACAUCCCAAUGACUCCGUCUAAUGGGGUACACGCUUAGGGUAUUACUUGCUGUAUGUGUAAGAUUAAUAUGUCAUUUGUCUUCUUGCAUGACAGGAUGACCUGUAAAUAUUGUAUGUACAUUUUGACUUUGAUAUGGUACAAUUCUAGGUUUACACCAAUGAAGACCGAUGUCAGAAUUAUUAAUAAUGAGAAGUCUUGUUUUCCAAAAAGUGGCACUGACAAAGCAAGUGUAUUAACCUGAUUUCUUUCUUUGUGGUGCAUUCAAUUCUAACCUAGGUUUUUAUUUACAAUUCUUAAUAAAGUUACACAAUAGCCU